Egretta garzetta (little egret) is the source of this 1584-nucleotide messenger RNA. RefSeq names its product adenosine receptor A3. The transcript is spliced from 2 exons. NCBI's taxonomy places the organism in Eukaryota, Metazoa, Chordata, Aves, Pelecaniformes, Ardeidae. Gene Ontology annotation, molecular function: G protein-coupled adenosine receptor activity. Gene Ontology annotation, cellular component: dendrite; synapse; membrane. Gene Ontology annotation, biological process: G protein-coupled adenosine receptor signaling pathway. The record is from RefSeq and is a predicted model, not a curated record. The coding region runs from base 578 to 1531 and encodes 317 amino acids.
GUGGCAGGGGAAGGGACCAGAUCAUUCAAGGGCCCUUGGCCAUCUUUUCUCUAACCCCUGCGCCUAUGCCGCGUGCCGUAUAGACUGAGCGGGCUCUAAAGAAGCUCAGAGGCUGAGCAAUCGAGCUGCAGUACCACGCAGCUGAGCAUUGGCCAUCCACCCUGCCAGGCAGUGCAGGACACCCAGCUGGGGAGGAGAUGGUGCAUGUGGGGCUAGAACGGACCACCAAACUACCACAUCCGACAGGUAGCCCUGCGGUUUGCUCUUAGUGUGAUGCAUAUAUAACCGCUAUAUAACACCGACUCUUCUGCAAAAGCUUAUGUAAAUGUACUGAAGCUCCAAGGAGACAGAAAGAUGUUAGAGGGUUUGUUAGAGAAGGUCUGGUAAAUGGACAAUUUGCUCAUCUUUAAAGAGUGAGUUGUGUAUGCAGAUCAGAACACGGGCAGAAUUCUGAAUGAGGGACUUAAUUUAAGGCAGAUCAAGGAGGAGCUGGCUUCUGACCCGGCUGGUGGAGGAAAAAAAAGAACUAAGCACGGCACUUCUUGAUUUUGGAUGUAAACAGCCUCAGAUAUCCAGAAUGUCAGUGAGCGGCCUGGAUGUGAUCUACAUCACGCUGGAGUCUGUUAUUGGGAUAUUUGCAGUGGUGGGCAACACUUUGGUGAUCUGGGCAGUGAAGCUGAACCCAGCUCUUCAGAAGACCACCUUCUUUUACAUCAUUUCGCUGGCACUCACGGACAUUGCCAUGGGGAUGCUGAUCACGCCGCUGGCUGUCAUGGUGAGCCUGGGAGUCAUCACCCAUUUCUACUCCUGCCUGUUCAUGUGCUGCCUGAUGAUGAUCUUUUCUCAUGCCUCGAUCCUGUCUCUCCUGGCCAUCGCAGUCGACAGGUACCUGCGAGUGAAGCUGCCAACCAGGUACAGGGCAGCCAUCACGAAGAAAAGGAUUUGUGUGAUUCUGGGACUCUGCUGGCUCGUGGCCGUGCUGGUGGGGCUGGUCCCCAUGAUGGGGUGGAACCAGCACAUGGGUGGCUCCAGCUACAUCGAGUGCCACUAUUUGGCUGUGAUGAGAAUGGAUUAUGUGGUGUAUCUCAGCUUCUUUGCCUGUAUCCUCCUUCCCUUGCUCGUCAUGUGUGUCCUCUACGCUGAGAUUUUCUACAUCAUGUGGAUAAAACUAAGGCUGAGCUCAGCAAGUCCUCCGGGAGGAGGAACAAUCUGUGGGAAGGAAUACAAAAUGGCCAAAUAUCUGGCCCUCAUCCUCUUCUUGUUUGCGAUCUCUUGGCUGCCUCUGGGCAUCCUGAACUGCAUUGCAUACUUCUGCCCCUCCUGCACCAUCCCGCUGCCUCUGAUGUACCUGGGCAUCCUGCUGUCUCAUGCCAACUCAGCCAUGAACCCCAUCGUCUACGCCUUCAAAAUACAGAAGUUCAAAGAAACAUACAUUUUCAUUUUGAGGACUUACAUCCUGCUCCAGAAGUCAGAGUCGGUUAUUUCUAGCUCAGGGCACACAGCGGAGCAGCUGGAAGCGAGCACCAUCUGAGCUGUGCUCCGCUCGUCCGUCUGUCCAAAACAGCGUGGGAGCAACAGGAGUGG